AAGUUCUAGGCACAAUGAAUGAAAACGAACGACAACGAACCCGGAAAAAUUCUGAAAAUUCAUCGAAUGCACGUGGAAAACUUCCCCCCAUCACAUAAAUCAACCACUUUGCGUCGCUGUCUUUGUUUUUAUUAGGUGCGUUUACAUUUCGUCUUCUUGCUGCCACUCAAGAAUUUUUAAUCUGGUCGUCAAGAUGGAAAGCAAGUUACGCCAAUUCGCUGUACAACUCUAUGAGGCUGGUGCUUUGAAACUGGGCACUUUCACUUUGAAAAGUGGUGCAAUAUCUCCCUUUUACGUUGAUCUUCGCAAUGUUGUAUGCUCAACAGAAAUGCAUAUGUUCGUAGCGGAAUUGCUCCGUGAACUCAUUGUAUCCAAAAAAUUGGAAAGCCAAAUUCUUUGUGGUGUGCCCUACACAGCAUUGCCUUUGGCCACUCUAGUUGCGACCAAAUUAGGUCAGAAUAUGGUCAUUAGGAGGAAAGAGGCAAAAGCGUAUGGUUUGAAAAAUUUAAUUGAAGGUGUAAAAGAUGGAAUGGCUGGACAAAAAUGUCUCGUCAUCGAAGAUCUCAUCUCCAGUGGUGCCAGUAUUGUUGAAACAGUUAGCGAUUUAGAAGCAAGUGGUUUCAUAGUCAAAGAUGCGGUUGUUAUCCUUAACAGGGAGCAAGGUGGUGUUGCAAACUUGGAAAAAAAGAAUAUAAAUGUUCAUGCUUUAUUUACAAUUUCUGAGAUUGUUGACAUGCUACUUCUAGAAAAGAAAAUCGAAGAAAGUGUUGUUACCACUGUGAAAGAAUACAUUAAAACUGGACAGAUUCCUUUGAAGAUUUCCCCUGAGCUCUCAUUAUCUGGAGAUAGAUUGAAGCUUUCGUUUGAAAAAAGGAAACAGUUUGCCAAAUCCGCUGCAGCUGCCUCUUUAUUUGACAUCAUGGUGGCCAAAAAUUCGAACUUGUGUGUUGCUGCUGAUGUGCCCACUGCAGAAAAACUCCUGGAAAUCACUAAGCUUGUUGGGCCUUAUAUCUGUGUAUUAAAAACUCACCAUGAUAUAGUGGACAAUUUCACCGAUGACACAGCUGCAGAGCUCCAGAAGUUAGCAAAAAAGUUCAAUUUCCUGAUCAUGGAAGACAGGAAAUUUGCUGAAAUUGGGAGCAUUGCCUUAAAGCAAGCCAGUAAGGUAGCUGGAUGGGCAGAUCUUGUCACAGCUCACAGUAACGCAGGCCCAGAUAUAGUGCCUGCUCUCAGAUCUGCUUUCAGCACUUGUCCAGAAGGGGAUGAAAAAGGCGUGUUCCUUGUUGCAGAAAUGAGUUCUAAAGGCAACCUUCACUCUCCAGAAUAUGCGAAAGCUACCGCAAACAUGGCAAUCUUAUAUCCUGAAGUCGUCUCUGGCUUGGUUUGCCAAUCACCAUCAGUCGUGCCUUCAUUGGGAGUCCUACAACUUACACCCGGUGUAAACCUCGAAACAAAAGGAGACUCACUCGGACAGCAGUACAACACUCCGGAGGUUGUAGUAGGCGAGAAGGGAGCCGAUAUUGCUGUUGUGGGUCGCGGAAUUGUCUCGGUAAGCGAUCCAGCGGCUGCGGCGCAGAAGUACCAGACUCUGCUAUGGCAAGCUUACCUGAAUCGACUUGCUUAAAAAGGUCUAAUAUGAGCUGCUUACCACUGUCUUUUCUGGAAGUUUGCAAGAAAGAGAAAAGUAUCAUGCUGUCAGAGAAAAUACCAGUGGGUAGAUUUGAGAGCCCUCUUUAUCAAUUUUGGUGCCUCAUAAUUUCUGUUCCUAUUUUAUUUUUUCGUCAGGACUCCAGGGAACUUUAUAGUUAACAUUUUCACAUAAUGCUCCUCAGGUAAGUUUGAAGAAUCGUACUGAAAUUUUUAAGGAAUUUUGUUGUUUUGUUUUUUACUUGAAUAACAAAGUAUGGUGUGAAAUCUGUAUGGGGCACAUUAAGAUGAAAAUUUUCAAAGUUCAACCAUUGGUAUGAAGAAAUUAUAACAGAUUCAGUUGAUAUGUUGAUUUUAGAUGCGUGAGUAUUUUCAGUCUAGUUUUAAUCCCUGUUAGUGUAAGUAGUAAGUUGCUGCAAGUAACCCCAAUUCUGUGAAUAGCUGCAAACGAAUUUUAACGAAACUCUGUCCGGCCCACAGGCCUCAACAGGCAUCACUGUGAAGCUGACUUUUUAUUCACAUUAUUAUCAGCAUCAAAUUGAAACAAUUUAGAAGUUUGCUACACUGCCUCUAGUGGCAGUAUGCAUAACAAUUAUUUCGCUCAGUGUCACAAGAGAUUUUUAAGUUUCUUGGAACCGACAGUGCCAUUUUUGCAGUAUUUCUUCGACCAUUUGAAGCAAAAGGAGAAAACAGAUGAAGGUGUAUCAGCAAUCCUAAUUUCCUCGGAAUUUGUGAUAAUAGAGUAGGAGAUAAUCAUUCCAAAAGUUCGGUUGCCUUAAAUCUCAGGGCUAUCACUUAAUUGCUUCAUCACGCACCUUUAAAUUAAGCUGUAUUUUUAUAAGUAUUUUUUGGAAAGUAUCAUACAAGUAUCUAUUUCAUAAAUUCUUCAAAACUAUGUACCAUGAAGAUGAGGAAAUCUUAUUUUACUAUGUAUUAAUUUCUUGGAUGUAGUAUUAUUUCCAAAGUGAAAUUCCAGUGAACGGCCAGCAGCUUUAAGUGUGAGAGAGAGAAAUAUUGUCCUUGUGAAAACGUGAAUUAGCCUCAGAAAUGAGCUCAGUUCAAUCAUUAUUUCCUAAAUUUUUGUUUUGUAUGUUUCUCAACGAAGUGCCAUUUAUACCUAGUAUUUUUUAGCAUACGUAUCAUUCCACUACAAUAAUGUUAGACAAACUGAUAUUAGUCAUGUAAGAUAAUCUGUACCCUUUUUGCCUUUUGAAUCUUUGAGAAUCAGUGCUUAGAAGUUUGUGUGUCGAAGAUUCUCAGGGAAUUGAAAAAUGUAAGUAUGGAAAUCGUGCUGAAGAUACUUGAUGUAUCAAAAUAUUUUUUAAUCCAUUAAUUUAAAAUUUUUUGUCAUAUCGUAUAAAAUGCUCAAAUCGAUCAAGAGGUCAGCUUUUUUGUGAUUUAUUUUAUUAACUGCAAUAUAUUCUAAUCAUUCUCUUUAGCCAGGUCAAUUUUUAAAAUGGACUGAAAAUUGAAAGGAGACGACUUUGAAAUUGUUAUCCUCUAAGUGACAGGACAAAAGUUGCUUUUGUUGAGCUUUUGCUAGUCCCUCAAUGUUUUGUUAAAGUUAAUUUUCUCCAGUUUUUGCAGUUAUUACCUCUUAUUAUCCAUAAUUUGUUGUUACAUGAAGCAAGCGUUGAAUUUUACAAUGUGAUAAUUAUCUUGAGUGCUGUACAUUUCGUAUGGAAGUCUUAGCUUGUAAGUGAAAAUUAACCAUGCAAAAUUUUUCACCUUCUUAAGUCUAGGAUGAUCGGUAAUUUUAAAUGAUUACUUAAAUUUUCCAGUUCGUGUCUUCCUGUCAAAUCAUUUCAUUUUGUUUUAAAAUCAUUUCGAUUAUAUAAAGUGUAAAGAAGAACUUUUAGUCUUGAUUUGCUUAUAUUUUUAUUCAUUAGUUACGCAUAUCACAAUUCAUUUGAGGAAAUCAGCACAGGCCAGGGAUCUUAUAGCAGCCAAGAGAUGAACACAAUUGUUUUAAAACCGUUUAUUACUCACUAGACAUAAUCAUAAGUAUAUUCCAUGUUACAUACUGAUAGGAUUUUAUAACUUGUAGACCCAAUCCCUUCGGUAACUGGGCGUUGGUUUAUCAGGCACUUGAAAUUCAAAUCUGGAGAAUCUGCACCAAUAAGAAAAUGUGAAAAAUCCUGUACCUGAUCCUAUUUUUUUACCUCUAUCUUUUUAUUUACUCAGCUUAUUUUUAAUUUUCUCAAACUUCAACCUAUCUGGUGGUAAUGAUGAAUAAAUUUUAUGCAAUUACUA
Bemisia tabaci is the source of this 3900-nucleotide messenger RNA. It is a transcript of the gene r-l, whose product is annotated as rudimentary-like. Gene Ontology annotation, molecular function: orotate phosphoribosyltransferase activity; orotidine-5'-phosphate decarboxylase activity. Gene Ontology annotation, biological process: 'de novo' UMP biosynthetic process; 'de novo' pyrimidine nucleobase biosynthetic process. NCBI's taxonomy places the organism in Eukaryota, Metazoa, Arthropoda, Insecta, Hemiptera, Aleyrodidae. The record is from RefSeq and is a predicted model, not a curated record.